AAUAUUUAUGGACCGAACUGGAGAGGAAUUUUUAUGCAAUGGAAUAAUUCACUCAAGUCUGUUAUUUGCCUCUCACGUCAAACAGAGGAAAAAGUGGGUGUGUCCCGAGGUGCCGACCCACCCAGACACAGGCACCUUAAAACCCCUCCUCUAUAUAAAACCAGCUGCAGCAUCUUUCUCUUCAUCACUAACUGCUUCCUCCUCCUCCUCCACCAUGCAUCAAGAGUCCUUCUCACACUCGCUGGUUUUACUUUGUAUCCUCCUGAGGAGCAGCCAGGCCCUCCACAAUGAUGCCACGGAGCACGCGGGCAGCGUCUUCCCGCACACGAGCCCACCACAGGAGGACGCGAAGCCGGGAAACGCAUCCCUGAACCGGGCUCGGGCCGGCGGGAGAGCAGCGGGACGGGACAGAGGUGAGAGAAGCCAGAUGGGCUGCAGAGAGUUGAGGUCCACCAAGUACAUCUCCGACGGCCACUGUACCAGCAUCCACCCCAUUAAGGAGCUGGUGUGCGCCGGCGAGUGUCUCCCGACUCAGAUGCUUCACAACUGGAUCGGCGGCACCCAUCUGUCCAAAAAGUUCUGGACUCGCCACAGCGCCAGUCCCAGCAUCACCCCGGAGUGGCGCUGCGUGAACGACAAAACCCGCACUCAGCGCAUCCAGCUGCAGUGCCACGACGGUAACACCAGAACUUACAAAAUCACCGUGGUGACCUCUUGUAAAUGCAAGAGGUUCUCCAGGGAGCACAACCAGUCGGGACACAAGUCGGGGGUUCUGACGCCACCCCAGCAGCAGAUCCUUCACAAUUCCAAGAGCAGGAAGUCAGUGGGAACGAAGCACAUGAGCCAGGACUGGCAUCAGACUGGACUGUGAGGACUCCCAGUCUUUAAGACCACUUCAUCUUGCUUGUAUGCUUUCCUGAACCGAAAAACGGGACAAAAACUUGCUGCCCUUGGGGUUGCAACAUCAGAAAUUCUCUAAAAGUUUUCUUUGACUUUUUAAAAAAAGAAAUAUCCAGUGGAUAAGGUGGAUACAUUGCGUGGAUGUCAUGAAUACGGUCCGCAGGACACACCUGCAGCUGCCAUGUCAGCUAAAUUUUUUGUCCCAGUAGCUUUUGAGUUUUUGAAUACACAAAUUUGAUUGGAGAAUUUGGAAUUACUGUCCCGUGUUUGGUUAAAAAAAAAAAAAAAAUAUGGGCGAAAGGGAUAAAGUCUACCACAUUGCACCAUUUCCCCGUUAGGGGUCGCCACAGCGAGUCAUCUCAGAUGAAGGCAUGUUUGUUUGGCACAGUUUUACGCCGGAUGCCCUUCGUGACGCAACCCCUCUGCAUUUUAGCCGGGAGAGAGGCUUACAGCAUCUGGUAUUCCCAGGCGGUCUCCCAUCCGAGUACUAACAAGGGCCAAACCCGCUUAGCUUCCGAGAUCUGACGAGAUCGGGCGUUCUCACGUUAGCAUGGUCGUUAGCCUUGCAUUGCACCAUUUACUCACACAAAUUUUGAAUCAGGGUGGGAAAACUUCUACUCUUAAUUCACACACAUUUAUAAAAGUCUCCAGCCUGUUAAAUUGGCUAAUGGUCAAUUGUUUCCACGGUAUUAUAUUAAACAUACGUACAAAAGGAAAUAGAAAUGUAGGCUUACGCGGUUAGCAGAAGGGAAGCUAAUUCAUACUAUGCUAACCGCUAUCUAGCCUUGAGGCUAAGGUCAUGUAAUGUUAGGAAAAGUCAUUGCAGAUUUAGCUCAAGUAUGCCAACCUCUCAACUAUUCCAAUUUAAUCUAUUUUUUUCCCCACUUCUCUUCGCACAAAGUUAUGCGUGGGGAGAGAUGUUUGAAUUUUGAAAGGUCGCACUUGUUCAAUUACGUCCGCUUUGUCAUUGUGCCGUAUCUUUGCCAAUCAAGCCAAGGCUUCUCUACUCGGCCAGCUUUUUAGCCCUCAUCUCAGCACAUGAAAAUAUAUAGUGAGUGAUAUUAAAUGAUGAUGGUCAUACACACAUAAAAACCAAACAAACAAUGAAUACGAAGCAGUCUACUACUGCAUUCUUUCUGUUUCAAGCCUAGUUUAUCCUCAUCUGGAUCCAACAUGGUCCACCAACAAUUACCAAUCGUGUGAGCAAAAACUGUGCAUAAUUUUACAGAGAAGAUCGCAAGACUUAGUAGCCACUUUCAAAGAGACAUACUCGGAAUCAAACCUCCAUCACCAGAUUUGUAGAAGACGUUUCCUCACAGAUAUGUUGAAAAGGUUUGCUUGGGUUAUUUCAGCAUCAAGAACACGUUGGUGCCAUUAAAUCCAGCAACAGAAAAAUGAAUUAGCCAGAUAUUGCUAACCCUUCUGGCAUCCGAAAGUAUGUGUGAUAUCAUGGUCAACCUGGAUUAUGUCUGGCAAUGGGCUGGACUUUAUUUAUGCCAAACUCGAGGGGAUCGAAGGCCUUUUUUGCCAUUUUGAUAAUGUGAACACAAAUUUUAUUUAGACCAGAUGAAAACAAUGCAUGUCCAAUGUAGCCGUAUAUGUAUGCUGAAGUGUUUGUUUUGUUUUGUUUUGUGUGACCAUGUCCAACACCAGGAAACAGCUAAAACAUAUAUUUGCAUUAUUCCAGGAAUUUUCAAAGUUGGAAACUUUUCAUGAGAAUUUAUGGAAACAAAAACAAUGAAUUUACAAAAUUAAAGGUUGCCUCUUGAUAAGACACUUGAAAAUAAAAAAAUUAGAAUAUAAAUUGAAUAUGAAAAUGUAUAUAUUUAUGCUGGUUUAUAUUUAUCAUUUCCAUGAAAUUACCCUCAAGUCACAUUUAAUUCAAAAAAAUUCCCAAUAAUUCCAAUGAAAUGUUUCCACCAUGUAAUAUUGCCUAAAUUUCUGUAUAUUUCCAAACUCCACCCAUUUGUAACUCGAGCUUCAAGCCACACUUGUUUAAAUUGUGUACAUUUACAUAUCUCAAAUUACAUUUGUUUGGAGCAUUUUUCUUUUUUUCCG
Messenger RNA from Syngnathoides biaculeatus (alligator pipefish), 2958 nucleotides. It is a transcript of the gene sostdc1a, whose product is annotated as sclerostin domain containing 1a. The coding region runs from base 8 to 871 and encodes 287 amino acids. The record is from RefSeq and is a predicted model, not a curated record. Gene Ontology annotation, molecular function: BMP binding. The transcript has 2 exons. Lineage: Eukaryota; Metazoa; Chordata; Actinopteri; Syngnathiformes; Syngnathidae. Gene Ontology annotation, biological process: negative regulation of Wnt signaling pathway; negative regulation of BMP signaling pathway.